Molecule: messenger RNA, 3589 nt
Organism: [Torrubiella] hemipterigena
Lineage: Eukaryota; Fungi; Ascomycota; Sordariomycetes; Hypocreales; Clavicipitaceae
Source: the annotation of a GenBank genome assembly
CCCAAGCUUCCUUCUUCAAUCUUUGUUUCUUUAGCUGCAUCACGUCGAUUUGAACAAAACGACGUCUUUUCCAAACCGACGCGCAUAUUAUAGUGCGUUACAUCGAAAGAAAGUCUGACGUGCACAGGCAUCAACAUUAUUAGAUUCCAGCACCAACAGGCGGGACAAAAAAAAUACACCUGCGAUUUGGCUAAGCAGCUAACAUCAACAUUGCACAUGUCAUCGCAACUUCAACUCAUUUGAAUUUCACGACAGAUCGACGCACCACGCAACGGAAACCAGCCGUCACGAUCAGCAGCUAUAUAAACAGUCGCACGAGCCAGAUUCACGACCAUGGCACACAGACUCGUUGCCAGGGGCCCUAUCGACCUCGAAGCUCUGUCUCCUCGAGACGCCAAUGCCCAGCGCGUACCAAAACCAAAGACGGCAGCCGUCGAUGCAAAGGCCCGUCCAGCUCCCGCAAAAUCAAACAAGGACAAGGAACAUCCUCCACCACCUCCUCCAGAGGUUCCUGAGCCACCUGCAGUUGACCGUCCAGAUGGCGCUGUCUAUCAAGUCGGCAAAAUGCUCGGCAAGGGUGGAUUUGCCAUCUGCUACACUGGCCAACUGGUACCUACAAAGCAAUUGUAUGCUCUCAAAAUCGUCAAGAGCCAUAUGCCUGCCAAAAUGGAGCAAAAAUUUCAAACCGAACUCCAAAUACACUCAAAAAUGAAGCAUAAGAAUAUCGUACAAUUCUUGCGUGCCUUUUCCUUUAACAACUGCACAUACCUUGUCCUCGAACUAUGCCCCAACGGCUCUCUAAUGGACAUGGUCAAACGUCGUCGCGGCCUAACUGAACCAGAGGUCCGCUUCUACAGUGUUCAGAUUGCAGGUGCCAUCAAAUACAUGCACGGAAAGGGCAUCAUCCACAGAGACUUGAAGAUGGGUAAUAUCUUCUUAGACUCAAGAAUGAACGCUAAGAUUGGCGAUUUUGGCCUUGCAGCGCUGCUGGUUACUGGUCGAGACAUGCACACCAUCCGUCGAACCACGCUUUGCGGCACACCCAACUAUAUCGCUCCAGAGAUUCUUGAGAAGGGAAAAAAGGGCCACGAUCACAAUGUAGACAUCUGGAGUCUGGGAAUCAUUGUUUUCGCCAUGCUCACAUCCAAGCCACCUUUCCAAUCAUCGACAACAGACGAGAUUUAUCGCCGCGCAAGAGAGCGAGACUACGAAUGGCCCGACGUUGAGAAGACUAAUACAUACAUCAGCCAAGAAGCUAAGGACCUGGUUGCUACAAUGCUCACAGAUGCUGAUCAACGGCCGGACCCUGACGUAAUUCUCGAACACGCCUUCUUUACAUCUGGAUACAUGCCUUCGGAGAGCGAAAUCCACCCAAAACUUCGCGAGGUGCCCCCUGAGCGCGUCGAAUUCUACAGCCCCAUGACUGGCCAAGUGCAGGCACAGUCUUACCGAAAUCUGAAGGAUAUGUGCCGCGAGUGCUCUGUAGGACCUUGGAGCACAGCCCAGAUAGUGCACACGCAGAUUUGGAAAGAAAUGACGGCUGAGGAAAAGGCAGGUCUGACUCCUGUAAUUCCUCUGCAAGAAGGCAUUGUAUAUAGACCAUUUGAGGACUGGAUCAAGGAACAAAGGCUACGACAUGCAAACUCAAUUGCUGCCUCCACCCGAGAGGAACAAGGCGCAGCGAAGACUGUUCCUCCGUCAGCUUUGUUGCGACAGCCACCACAGAGCUUUGCUGCCCAGCAGCGAGCUCAGGGUCGCCCAGCGGCACAGUCUGCACCAACCCGGGCUCCUCAACCAUCAGAACCAGCGCAGGCUCAGACGGUCCGAUCGCGCACUCGACCAGAGCCUUCCAGAGAAGCUGAACCCAAAGAAAGUGUUAGCAGUGGAAAAGCCUCCGUGCGGGGAACGGUUCGAACAGCCCUACCAGCUUCUCGAAGCGCUUCGUCAUCGACCGGUCAAACAUUUUCGGCUUCAUCCUCUACUUCUUCACAUUCCCGAUCCCAAUCAGGAUCCAUCCGAUCUGCUACUCUUUUCAGUACUACGGAGCAAACUAGUACCAUUUCUGGCACAAAGCCCGACGUGAUCCUUGAGAGGCUUCAGCGUUUGCAGGCAGAAUUGGAACGUGCCCUUAACUCACGCUCCAUGGCCAUUAUUUCUUCCAGGACUGCGACUCCUCCCCAUCCACACGUAGUUGUGAAGUGGGUUGACUACACGAACAAGUUUGGUCUCGGUUACAUUUUGAAUGACGGCAGUGUUGGGUGCAUUCUGCGCGAUAUCCCUACUACGGAAGGUAGCAAAACAGCACUGCUUCCCUCAGCUGGUGUCUUUAUUCGCGGCGCCGAGAGACACAUCCUACGCCGUCAAGACGAGACGUACGUGGACCGCAAUCAGCCAGUACCAAUGACGCAGAACAUCAAGUUCUUUGAAAACAAUGGCGAAGGCGGACUUACGGAAGCGACAUUGUCCCCAGAGCAGUUCCGCGUGUCAGUGAAUGAAGAUGGCACUGCGGGCAAGAUGAACCCUGGAAAGGAUAUUUACCAGCACCGUAAGCGCGAGCGCAUUAUUCUGUGGAAGAAAUUCGCCAACUACAUGAUUGCCUAUGGCCGCGACGAAGCGAUUGCAGCAGAGGAGAUGGACGACGGAGCAGCCGCAGCACAAAAGGCGCCAUCGUCAGAGCUGGUUACCUUCUACCAGCGCUUUGGUGACGUCGGUUGCUGGGUCUUCUGCGACGGCCACCUCCAGUUCAACUUCCCCGACCACACCAAGAUUGUUCUUGAUGCGACUGGUACUUGGUGCCAUUUCUGGCAUCUUCCACAGGAUGCUGCCGAGCGCCUCUCAGAGACUGGCACUAUCGGCGCCGCAGCUCUCGACGAUCGCGCAACCCUUUCCUACCCCCUGCAGACACUGCUGAACUUCCAGACCCGAAACAGCUCUGCUCGCGCCGCCAGCUCAACUCGCCGUCGCCCUGAAAUCGAUCCUGAGCUCCAGGGCAUUCCCGCUGCCAACGACUUCCGCCGCAAGGUCGAAUUCAUUAAGAGCAUCGUCAAGGAAUGGGUGUCCAACGGCGGUCUGGGUAACAGCGACAUGAGCCGCGAGGGCCGACUACGCUGGACUGGAUUCAGAGAGUGCGUCGGCGUCGUCGCGCCACAGAAGCACGUCUGGGUUACCAUUGGUGCUAGAGGAGGCGACUCACGCGUCUCUAGCUACGUGGAUGGCAACAAACCUUGGGAAUUAGGAGAGGAGGUGGAUAGCAGAAAGUAAGAAAGAGAGAGAGAGAGAGAUGUAAUGCCCGGAUGGGACGCUUAUUUUGGGCAACGGAUGCCUCUAUUUUUUUUCUACUCCUGGGUGGUGUUUUUGCUCUGUCGUUUCUCUUUACGUGUAUCUUCAUGGCAAGCGUGCGUUGCCUUUUUACUCCUUCAUUUCCUUCUCGUUAUAUAUCUAAAUGGACAUUUCUCUUUACCCUGUUAAUAUUCGUUUCCCUACUUGUGACGCUACAUACCACAGGCGAUAUCACUUAGGACGUUACUUGGAACAGCGUUCGGGGGAAGCGAAGACCGACAAAGAAUGUAAAGACAUAAUUGACAUUAAU